This is a messenger RNA of Arachis ipaensis, 1445 nucleotides long. RefSeq lists its product as uncharacterized. The record is from RefSeq and is a predicted model, not a curated record. Lineage: Eukaryota; Viridiplantae; Streptophyta; Magnoliopsida; Fabales; Fabaceae.
CUCACUUCUGAAAUAUCACUCCGAAGGACUUUCUUUUUGGAUUGGCUUCCUUCUAAUAAGGUUUCCUUCUCUGGUCUUUCUUUUCCAGGCAACAUGGAUAGCCUCAACUCUUACUAUCAAGGAUGAUACUUUUAUAUGGAGGUCAACUCCAACUUAGAGAUGGGUGAAAUUUCUUCAACAUUCUAUAGGAGAUUUAAGGAUGCACUACCAAACUUGAUGACAUUUUAUGAUUCAGUUGGCAAUGAAGUUGAUGUGGUCAUUGAGAAGUGUCAUCGAACUGCUAAAAUUGUUACCAGCUACAAUAACCUUGCCGUGAUUUAUGGCCUCAAAGAUGGAGGUUGGUUAAGUGUCUGUUACGUUGGCCGAGAUAGAUUCCUCAUUUUUGAAGUGAAGGACCACAACAUGAGAACCAAAGAGCUAUGCUACCCACCAUUGAAGCUGAGUAUGGACAUCAAACCAUCAAUUCCUGUUUUGGGAAUCAUAGAACUAUCUGACAAUGAUACUAAUGCAAGUCUGCCGAUUGAAACUUCUGAAUCUGUCCAAGUUUCACAUAUAGUAUACUAACAACCUGAUGCAGCUAUGGAUAAUUCCAAGUGGGAUGAUGCCACUGACCAACUCCAGCAUCUUCCAGAAUCUGUGUUGAAUCUGUUAACCUGCAUUGACCCUUCCACAUAUUAUGGUCUUGAACCUUACUUUAAUAAGCUGGAAUCCAGUGUCAACAACGAGGAUCAACAUGACCAAUUGGAUCCAACAAGACCAUUAAUUUCACUUCCUACAUUUCCGGCAUCUCCAUUUUUAGAUGUCCUACAGACGAAAAAUAUAUCCUCUGCAGUGGCCAAGAAAACAGGUGAUAAUUGUAACAUUAGUACUGAGUUUGUUUCAACUGAGAAUGCAGGAUUUUCAAAUGGUCAGAGCCCUCCACCACCGAAUCCUAACAAUGGCCUUUCACCACCGCGUUCCCCCAUCAUGCAAGGCUUUUAUUCGAUUGUCAGGGUGAUAUUUGAGUACCAGUCAAAAUACUAUUCUAUGCUACUUCCAUCUGCUUUCUCUUUGCUUGCGUUUCUUUCGAGGCCUGAUUUCAUUCGCGUUAGAGAGUUACACAAGCCACCAAUCAUCGUGAAGCUUCGAUGGAGGAGCCUCAUGUCAUCAGAAGCCUUUCUUACCAGGGGUAGGAGAAAAUUUUCAGUCGACCAUGGCCUAAAGUGUGGAAGUGUAGUUUGUUUCUGCAUCCCCAUUAAUGAUGAAACUACUAUAUUUGUUUCUAUAUUACAUAUCUAAGAUGUUUAAUUGGUAAUGUUUUUUAUUUUAGCAAUGCCUCUGCAGGGGCAUGCAGUAUUGCAGUGUCUCAACCAUGUGUAAUGUGGUAUUAAUAUCAUUAGUUGUACCAAGUUCCAUCUAUCUAUAACUUAAAUGAAUUAGAAUUUUUUUGGCUCGACUUAUGAUUA